Protopterus annectens (West African lungfish) is the source of this 7567-nucleotide messenger RNA. RefSeq names its product syntaxin 16 (gene STX16). The record is from RefSeq and is a predicted model, not a curated record. Lineage: Eukaryota; Metazoa; Chordata; Ceratodontiformes; Protopteridae. Gene Ontology annotation, molecular function: SNAP receptor activity; SNARE binding. The transcript is spliced from 11 exons. Gene Ontology annotation, cellular component: SNARE complex; membrane; endomembrane system. Bases 344 to 1315 code for a protein of 323 amino acids. Gene Ontology annotation, biological process: vesicle-mediated transport; intracellular protein transport; vesicle fusion.
ACCAUUUCAUGGAGCACAACCAGGAAACGUCGAUGUCGUUCAUAUUCAGGUUAUGAUAUCAGCUGAUUAUAAGGAAGCGAAGGCUUGAGUCUGGACUUUCGUCUUUUGUGGUGCUGCGUAUGCGUUUACUUGUGGCGAGUUUAAACUUGUUUAUUGUACAAUAUUAGCACUGUGAGCCUUCUCGGUGCUGCUUGCUAUUUGGGCCCCCCACUCAGCUGUUUAUGCUAGGGGCUGCUGAGUUACCUACCGCGCUGUGCCGCAUCGUGGGGCUCGUUAGUCCUAGUGUGGGGGUCCCCAGAAAAGUAUUUGGCAUAACAUUUUAAGAGACAUUCAAAAGUUGGAGAUGGCAACCAGACGGUUAACUGACGCGUUCUUGCUAAUGCGGAACAAUGCCAUCCAAAGUCGUCAGAUAUUAGCCGAGCAAGUGAGUAAUUACUCCACCAGUCCUCUGACUUCACGUAGCAAUGCUGCGGUGAUAGACGAUAUGCCACAGAGUAUAGCUGGAGUUUUUUUAGACGGUCAGUAUAUGGCAUCUGCUUUAGGCCUCACAAAAGAGAUUCCAUGGCGCUGGAUAGAUGGACUGGAUGAGAUUCAGUAUGAUGUGACAAGAAUCCAGCAGAAGAUGAAGGAGCUGGUAAGCCUGCAUGAUAAGUAUUUGAACAGACCAACUCUUGAUGACAGUACUGAGGAAGAACAUGCCAUCGAAAUUACCACACAGGAGAUAACGCAGUUGUUUCAUAGGUGUCAGAGAGCAGUCCAGAACUUACAGAGCAAAGCACGUAGUUGUACAGAGCAAGAAGAACGUGUCCUUCGGAAUGUAGUAUCAUCUUUAGCACAGUCUCUUCAAGAUCUCUCAUUGUCAUUCAGGCAUUCACAGUCCGAUUAUCUGAAACGAAUGAAAAAUCGAGAAGAACGAUCAAAGCACUUUUUUGAGACCUCCAUACCAUUGAUAGAUGAUGGAGAAGAAAUGGCCCUCUAUGAACAGGGUUUCACAGAUGACCAACUAGUCCUAGUACAGCAGAAUACAAUGAUGGUGGAAGACAGAGAGAGAGAAAUCCGGCAGGUUGUGCAGUCCAUCUCUGACUUAAAUGAAAUCUUUCGGGAUCUUGCAGGAAUGAUUGUAGAGCAGGGCACAGUGCUGGAUAGAAUAGACUAUAAUGUUGAACAAGCAUGUGUAAAAACAGAUGAUGGCUUGAAGCACUUACAGAAGGCAGAACAAUACCAAAAGAAGAACAGAAAGAUGCUUGUGAUUUUAAUACUUUUUGUUUUGGUCGUAGUACUUACUGUUGUACUAAUCGGUGUCAAGAUGAAUUAGGACUUCUUCCAUGGACAUUUUUGUGAAGAAGAUAAAAGGACCUGCCCUUUUCAACAGCUGCCUUCAGAUAAAUACAUCACCAACUUCAGUGACUGCUGUGCAGUGAUGCACAAAAUUUUGUCAUUUUUGUUUUCAUAAUCAUGCCAUUUUUUUCUGUAGGGGAGCAUGACUUGGGUGCUUUCAGGAAGUGGAGUUGAAACCCAACUGCAUUCAUAAAUCUGUCAUCCAAAGUACUAAUGUGGCAUGGUAUCCCUAUUGAUUGUUUGGACUGUGCUGCAGUAAGCAUCUUCCUAGCACUCUGCUACCCACCAUUCUGGGGGGUUUCUUAAGGUGUAACAGUGCCUCUUGUACACUGUUUUACCAAUAUGGUGAGCAGAACAUGAACUGUGCUUUGGCUGUGGGGAGAUAUUCAUUGGUCUGUUUUCACCAUAGUAACUAAGCUGUUUAAAGUUGAUUUGGGGUAAAUUAUCUUUGUCUCUUUACAGUGGUGCAUGCAGUGAUUGAGGUGCUAGGUACUGUAAAGGUUUUACUGUGCAGCAGUUCUAAAGACAUGUAAAUUCUUGUCUAUAUGUAUUGCAGCUUUCAUUCCAAAUCCUUUGCUGUCUCGUCAUCGGGCGCCAGCUGUUUGAGGUGUUAGUGAGGGUUUCACAGAGAAGUAUGACUGCAUUGUGCUGUUGGUCAUUAAUUAUUAAAACUCUAGAAUUGGAGGAACAGAACACAUGUCCUUUACAAAUUUGUAAUUCUUGGUCACUUUUUGGAAGAAGAAUCUAUAUUGUAUACUUUAUUCACACUGGAAAGCUAUGCCUAAUGCACAGCUUUUGAAACUUGCACACUUUAAAUAAGAGCAGAGCUUUAAAAUCCACAUGUAGCAGUUAUUGUGUAACUGCUAUAACGUGGAUAGUUACCAGAAAAGAGUAGUAUAGCUGCUAAUAAGCUUCAUUCAGUAAUGGUGGGCUUGAUUCCACCAGUCUCUGUUUGGAUAUUUCGUAGCUUCGAACAAGUCACUUUGCUGUAUAUUGCCCCCAAGUUGGCCCUGAGAUGCGAAAGCUGGGCCUAGUGAGUUUGCCCUUUUAAUAGAUAUUUAUAAAGGAGCUCAUUUUAACACACACUCUGGUUUUAAAAAAUGUUAGGUUGAGUCAGUCGCUCUCACAUUCCCACCAUAUUUUAGUAUGUCUUUUAAUAUUCACUGUAGUCCUCUUGUUCCUUGUAUGUAGUAACCAUUUCUAAAGGUGGAAAUCUGCAACGUUUUAAUUUGCUACCUCAUGAGGCGUACUGGGGCUGCUGGCAUGUAGCAGUGUACAGUUUCUCAAAACAGAAGUUUUAUAUUCUGUGAAGUUGUUUGAACUGUAUCACAGCAUCCCAUUUGGAGUAAAUUAAUGGUUUUAGAUUUCAUCCAGUAUGUAGCACUGCUUGCUGUCCAUAGUGUGUGUGCUGAUGUCAGACAUUUUUCCAAAUAGCUCUAGACAUACCUAUACUUGUGCACACACAUGGCACAAGCUGGUUUGUAAUUCCAUUAGUGCGUCUGUUGGCUGCACAGAUGCAUAAACUACUUUUCCCUGUGUAUGCUGCUAUAUCUGUAUCUAGCUUACCUGCACAGAUACAUAAGCUAAUUCCACUCGUGUAUGCGGCUUAUAUCUGUAUCUAGCUACCUGCACAGGUACAUAAACUAAUUCUCUGUGUAUAUGCAGCUAUAUCUGUAUCUAGCUACUUAUCAAUCCUCACUCAGAUUCAUAAACUUAGUCCUCCAUUCUCUGGGUCUGAAUCUUGUUAGUUAUCUGCUGUACAGAUUUGUAAAGUAAUUUUCUUUGUUUGUAUAUAUUUAUUUUUUCAUUGUCAGUCAACAGUGUAGUUAAAACGUAUUGCACUGCAACACAUUUAUCAGACAAAUUUAUUUUAGUAGUAGUGACAGAAAACCAUUUUCAUUACAUUCCUCUUUCUGUUUGAGGAGCACAUGCCAGAUAUGUGCACGAGUCAGCUUAACAUACACUACUUCUUGAGUCUUUCAUGUUUUUCAUUAAUGACAGUAGUCCAUUGUGUCCAUGUAAACUUCUUUCCAGAAGCUGACAGUUGAAACAGCAGCUUUCAUGUAGUCAGUUUAAGUGCAGUGAUCAGGCUCUGUUAGCAUUUUUUAACAUAGCCUUGGAAAAAGGAAAAUAUCCUUUUUUUCUCCCAAUUGUAUACAGUCAUCAAGUUAGAAUAAUUAAAUGGGGUGUAGGGGUUCAGAGGGUCUUCAUCCUUGCAAAAAAAAAAAAAACACAUUUGGAUUCUGACUUUUGGGGCUUUUUUUUAAGUUUAAAAGGGUUUUUGUAAUUUUUUUUAUCCCACUGCCUGUUGACCAUCUGCAUCUUCCCAAACUGUCAACCCAUUCAUUUCCCAUCAUUGGAGGAGAGAGUUGUCAACCAAUUAGUUUUCCAUCACUGAAGGUGAAAAUGAGCUGGGAGAGGUCAUCAUGCAAGCAGCCAUCGGGGUAGUUCGCUCUUUUUUCUGGUAACAACGCUAAACAUACACUUGGCAAAAUUCCAGGGACAACAAUGCAAUGGGCUGAACAAGGAGCUAUCUCCCUCAUUUCUACAAGGGAUGUGUCUCCAAGCAUCCUCCCCCUGGAAGCACAAGACAUGGUUCCUCAGAUCUCAACCAAAGUAAAUCACAUGGACUCCUGUGUCCCAAGUGCGUUUCUUUCCCAAGAAUGGUCAACAUGACACAUCUCUUCACUCCUUCCCCUCAUUUGUUGGCUUCUUCAGUGCAUGGGCCACUAAGUGAACCCCAGUUACCUAUUUAUAGUAAAUGCUCCAUCCCUUUGCUGUAUGGAGCCAGGCAGUGUCAGGUUUCCAGAUGGGAGCCUUCUUGCAGUAAGUAUGUGACUAUAUUUAUAAUCAAGCAAAUAAUUAGGUUAUACAUGGCAAAUGUUACUGUGUAAUUAUGGAUUAAGCUGCUUGAUUUUUAGUUGAAGUCUGUAAUUUUUAUAAACUUCCCAUCUGCAUAUAGAACUGAAAUGACUUUUCUGGGGAUUCUGCAUUUUCUACCUGUGUCUUGCAGUUUUUGCUGUAUGCUUCACUUUCUUCUCAAGCUCCAAAAAUGUGUGUUUUGAUGAAUUGAUGUUGAUUAUCCUUCAUAUUGUCUGUAGUGCUGCGUUGAGAGUGUAUGUGCACUUCCUGUGAUGAGUUUUUGGCCCUCUGUUUAAGAUUAGCUAUUCUGCCUUGUCUUCAUUGAGUGCAGGGAUAGGCUCUAGCUACAUGUGAUCCUGAACUGGAUUAAUUUGGCAAUCAGUGAAGAAAUGGUAGAUGAAGUUCUGGAAGUACAGUCUUACAUCUCUCAGCUGCCAUCACCAAGUGCAUCAUAAGGUUUAGCUCUUAAAAACCCAUGUUGCUUCAUAGAGAAGGCAGUACCCCACUGAAAUUUAAAGCAUACAUUUGUAACCUUACGUAAUGCUUUCAUCAUUAUCAUCAAUUCCCCUUUUUCCCUGUUUUUACAUGAGGUUGGGAGGUUGCUUUAACUGUUGCAACCUUUUUUGAUUCAGAGCCACUCGUCUUCAGUUACACCCAACUUUUGCUGGUCUUGUUGCACACAGUCCAUGCCUCUCUUAGCCAAAUGCCCUCAUCUUCUCCUGCUGUCACCCUGUCUCUCCCAAGUCUGAUUUACUGAAUUAUCUUGUGGUUUCCUGCUCAUGUGGCUAAACCACCAUAAUCUGUUCUAUGUAACCUCUGCAAAUGGGUCUACUUUAGCUUCUGCUGUGAUGCUCUAAUUUCAUUUGCUUCUUAGUGUACUUCCUACAAACUGUCUCAGGCACUUCAUUUCCAUCACCUCAGUCUUUUGUAUUUAGCUAGGUAAAGUCAAAGUAACUUUAUUGUCAUCCAGCCAUAAGUGUACCAUAGUUACAGCUGAGCGAAAUUUCAUUCCUCCAAGCUCGUGCACAAAAAAAAAACAUACAGCAUAACACAACAACGUAAAACAGCAUAUAACAAGAAACAGCAGUACACUUAAACAGCAGCAAUGAAGAUCAAAUGAAAGACCAGCAGCUUAAAAACAAACAGGAUACAUGGACUACUGUCACCACCCCGCCGCCAACUCCAUGCAUUACCAUCAACAUUUUAAAUCAGUCCCUUCAUCUGACCAUGCUCUUCACCCCAGACCUUCCAACUGCCAUCCUAGUAACAUUCACACCAAAGCCUUUCCUUCCAACCCUCUUUCCAUCUACAGCCUUCACAACCACUUCCACCUGCAGGCCCAAAUGGCCACACCAUCAUCAGAAACCAAAGAUCUUCAUUCCAGCACUACCUAUCUUCACAUUCCACCUUCCAGACCUUCUCCUUCACCAUCCACCACAUCUCAGGAUCAGACAAUCCAUUUACCUAACCCUACAAAAAUUCUGUUCCCGCACACUGCAUCAGCUUGGCUCUCCAUUGCAGACCCAACUUCCAGGGCUCCAAUGUUAUUUUCCAAAAAAAAAGGUAGUAAUUCUAUUUAGGAUACCAUAAGCAAUUUCUUCCGCAACAACCGCUCACUCGACAAGAAAGAAGACUCACCACAUAGAAACAAAAAGUGCAUAUUGGGAGCCGGAGAGGCCGCUGCCGUACAAGGCGCCACAGAGCACUGAUCUGUAUGUACCUUCUUUAGACUCUGUUUUGGAGAGCACUGUCUGGUUAAGUGAUUUGCUUAGUCACGCACUUAGACAAUGGAGGCUGAGGGAGUCAAACCCUACGCCACUAGAUCACAGGAAGUAGAUCAUUAACAGCUUCUUAAUCCUCUGCUCCAACUGUCAGACACCUCCCUCAACUGCUCUGCCUACACUGCCAGAUUUCUUUGCCAUACAGAGGCACUGGUUGCAUGACUUUUUUGUAUACCUCACUUUUCAUCUUCUUUAAAAUUCUUCUGUCACAUACUACUCCUGACACUUUGCACCAUUCAUUGCAGCUCCUCUGAUUUUAGUUCUGAUCUUCUUUUUCAGUCUUCCACCACGUCUUUCAUCUACGUGAAGAAUUUAACCUGUUCCACUAAUUUCCCUUCUGUCUCAGUUAUUAGCUUCUUCUGAUUCUCCCAGUUGCUGCUGUGACGACUGCAGUUUCAGAACUCAGUUUCAUCCUGCAUACUUUGUUUUGCAUUCCAGUCCCUUAUCAUUUGCCAUCAUUCCUAUUGAGUCUACUUGUAGUGCUACCUCAUUUGUAUACAGCAGCUUUGUUGCUCUAUCCUGUCUGACCAGUUUGCUGAUGUAGUCCACCACCAGUAUGAACAGAAGUGAGUUCUGAGUUAAACUCUUGUGCAACCUCUGAUUUUAACCUUGAGUCUUAUCAGCUCAUCUUUCAGCCACAAGAACAUGUUAACCUAUUCCACUAAUUUCCCAUAUGUCCCAGUUAUCAGCUUGUUUUGGUUUCCCACAGUUGCUGCCAUCACCAUUGAUAUUUCUGAGCUCCAUUUCAUCCCACAUGCCUUCAUGAAAGUUUUUAGUCACUUGAUUUGGUAGUACCAUCUGCCAAAACCUGCCCGGGUGAUUUCAUAUUUUUGACUGGGUAACUAAAGAACUUGUGUAGUAUUACUACAGUGGGAAGUUUACCAUUUCCCUCAAGUUGUUAUGGCCAGUAAAUUGUAUUCAAAGCAGAGGUACUGCUGUUUGCAUGUUAUAAGUGUAGGGCUUCAUCAACCAUAUGGAGGGAAUGUUUAAAAUGUGAUGAAUGUCUGAUGACUCAGAUGAAUCUAUCUGAGCACUGGUGCAUUUCAGUAGAUUGUUCUAGAUCCCACUUCACUUCUGUAUUUUGCAUUUUCAUUCUUUGGUUAGAAAUCAAACAAUUUUUCUCCACCUGUGGCUCACAUUGGUAAAAAAAAAAUGGUUUAGCUAUUUAUUGAUUUAUAAAGUGUCUUCACUGCUUUUAAAAAUGAAGAAUAAAAUGUUUAUUGGUAGUUUCAUAAUAAAAAUCAUAUGACUCUGUAAGAUAGUUCUACUACACAGUUGCGCUUUAUCUUAUUCUACAUCAGUUUUUAUAAAUAGCUCUGUUUAUGUCAUAACAGCGGUAAUUCAUUCUGUGCCUUCUCACAUUCUGAUACACACCAUUUUAAGUUGGCUUUAAAGAUGUAUACCGAAAUGUGUGUUUAUGUGCAUCAGUGUUGUAAGUUGUCUUUAUUGUAUUGGCAUGGUGGAAGUACAACAUGGCUGGCACCACUCUGUAGACAUUUGUUUUGAUUCCCACAUCUACUUUUAUGCAAGUAUUAAAAGAAUUUUAAGGACCAGUACAGACAGCAAUUAAUAAAAAGUAACUCAUU